UUCUGCUUCUUCUAAUCACCCACUGUCUCUUCACCUAGUUUGACACCUACUUUUCCAACCCAGCUGGCUGGUUAAAUUAAUCAGUAUAAAUUCUUUCCCUAAGUUCUUCUCUUCGUAAAAGCCGCUACCAUGCGUUUCGCUCGCAUAGCGCUUUUCGCAAUCUUUCACUACCAAAUUAGGACGACGCAUGCUCUUUCCGAUGCUGGACGUAAAGAAGGAGGAGCUCUUGCUCCUCCUAUCGAAGACUAUCCUAUAGAUGAGAGCGUGUACGCCGGAGGUUUAGAAGACCCCGAAAUCGGUUCCGAGGACCAGUACGGAGACGAAUAUACGGAAACCCUUCGAGCUCGCGAUCUUCAUGAUGGGAGUUCCACUGACGAGGGCGAUGAAUAUGCCGCGUACCUCGAAACUCGCGAUCUUUACGAGGGUAAUUACUUUGACGACGAUGACUAUGGCGACCACCUUCAAGCUCGUGAUAUUGCUCCCGGGGCGGGUACCAGUGGCCAGCGCAGCGAUAUCGAUCCAGACGAUGAGGAAGAAUGGGAUUUCGUUAGUUCUAGCUCUCUGCCAGAAAUUUUUGAUGAAGAAAUUCCCAAAGCUCAAGUUUCGGCAACAAAGGCUCAAGCUUCGACAUCAAAGGGAUCUAUUGCCAGAAGGGCCGCCGAAACACCUCCAGCAGUCGCCGACUCAAAAAAGGUACCAACGAAGAUCAGUGAUACCGGUUCAGACCCAGACGCUGAGGAAAAUUGGGACUUCGUCAGUUCUAGUUCUCUGCCAGAAAUCUUUGAUGGCGACAUCCCCGAAGAAAUUCCCAAGGCUCAAGCGUCGGCAACGAAGGGAUCCAUCGCCAGAAGGGCGGCCGAAACGCCUCCAGCGAUCGCUAACCCAGAAAAGCCACCUUCCCAAGCCAGCAAUGUCAAUUCAGAUCCAGACGCUGAGGAAAAUUGGGAUUUCGUCAGUUCUAGUUCUCUACCGGAAAUCUUUGAUGAUGACGCCCCCAAAGAACUCCCCAAGGCUCAAGCUUCGGCAACAAUGGCCUCUAUUGCCAGAAGGCCGGUCGAAACGCCUCCGGCAGAAGCUCCUCCGACACCUGGUCGAGAGAAGUAAACGAUAUCGCGACGGAGACCACCAAACGGGGGAGAGCAUCGAAGGGAGGUUUUCAUUUUGGAGAACUGAACUGAACAAGAACAUGGACCACUAAGAACUUCGGCGGGUAGAAUACGAGUAGGACGGAUCACCGCUGCAUUGGAGAAGGGACAGGGAUGAGGGUAGGUUGAGACUGGUGUCAAGGCAGACAGCACUGGAUAGAUCGGGUGUUAAGACUCAAGAUAAAUGUAAAAUAGUUACAGACAAAGAACACAUGUUGAAGGGUGUUAC
Molecule: messenger RNA, 1374 nt
Organism: Aaosphaeria arxii CBS 175.79
Lineage: Eukaryota; Fungi; Ascomycota; Dothideomycetes; Pleosporales
Exons: 1
Coding region: 130-1104 (324 amino acids)
Source: RefSeq, a predicted model, not a curated record